AUGAAUUCUUCCUCUGUGGACUCGCUAACUCUUGAUACUGAGGCGGUGAUCAAGAGCUGCGAUGAUGGCCGGGAGGACAGUGGUGGCCGGGAGGACAGUGGUGGCCGGGAGGACAGUGGUGGCCGGGGUGACAGUGGUGGCCGGGAGGACAGUGGUGGCCGGGAGGAGAGUGAUGCCCGGGAGGACAGUGGUGGCCGGGGUGACAGUGGUAACCAGGGUAGUGGCCGGGGUGACAGUGGUGGCCGGGGUGACAGUGGUGGCCGGGGUGACAGUGGUGGCCGGGAGACCUUUAACUGUGCUGUUGUGGCCCUUCAAUGCCAGACAAAGUUUUAA
This is a messenger RNA of Homarus americanus (American lobster), 333 nucleotides long. Its product is annotated as golgin subfamily A member 6-like protein 2. Bases 1 to 333 code for a protein of 110 amino acids. Lineage: Eukaryota; Metazoa; Arthropoda; Malacostraca; Decapoda; Nephropidae. The record is from RefSeq and is a predicted model, not a curated record. The transcript has 3 exons.